AUGCCUUUCACUUCGCCGUUCAAGGACUUGGACAUUCCCACCAAUGUCGAUGUCUGGUCUCUUGUUUUUGACCGGAAAGAUGUCCCGUUCCCGACCUCCAAGAGGGUGAUGACCUGCGCCGAAAACACCAAGCUUUCGCAUACCUGGGACCAAAUAAAGACUGCCUCUAUCGACUUUGGCAAGGGCAUGAAGGAUAUGUGGAAAUGGAGGAAGGGUGAAGUUCUUGCCUUGUAUACGCCGAAUAGCAUUGAUACCCCCAUCGUCACUCUUGGCGCCAUCUGGGCCGGCGCCGUCGUCUCGCCCGCCAAUCCGCUCUACACCGUCGAAGAACUCACCUUCCAACUCAAAGACUCGGGCGCCAAGGCCAUCGUCACGCAAGCUCCCUUCCUCAAGACUGCCGUUGAAGCCGCGAAGAGGGCCGGCAUCCCUAACGACCGCAUCAUCCUGAUCGGCCAGCACAGCGACCCGUCCAAGCAAUUCAAGCACUUCCGCAACGUCAAGUGCGUCGACUUCCCCGCCCGCUUCAGGAAGGCCAACAUCAACCCGGAGAAGGAUCUCGUCUUUUUGGUGUACAGCUCCGGCACCACGGGCCUGCCCAAGGGCGUGUGCCUGACACAUCUGAACGUUGUGUCCAACGUCUUGCAGAGCGCGGAUGUUGAUGGGAGAUAUUGGUCUGCGACUGGCGGGUUGGAUGGUGAAGGUGAUAAGUUUUUGGGCGUGCUUCCGUUCUUCCAUAUCUAUGGUCUCACCUGCGCCCUCUUCAUGUGUCUCUACCUCGGCUGGGAGAUGUUCGUGGUCGAGCGCUUUGACCUCGAAAAGGCCCUACAGACGAUCCAAGACCAGCGCAUCACGGGCUUCUACGUUUCUCCUCCGGUCGUGUUGGCCUUCGGCAAAAGCCCACUGGUGGACAAGUACGAUCUCAGCACCCUCAAGGUCAUGCACUCGGGCGCCGCGCCCCUGACGAGCGAACUCACCGAGGCCGUGUGGCAACGUCUCAAAAUUCCGGUCAAGCAAGGCUACGGUCUGAGCGAGUCCAGUCCUGUGGUGACAUGCCAGACUGUGGAUGAGUGGGCCAAGUUCAUGGGUUCUUGCGGCAAGAUGAUGCCGAACAUGGAGGCGAAGCUGGUAGAUGAGGAAGGCAAGGAGGUUGCUGAUGGAGAGGUCGGCGAGUUGUGGAUCAAUGGACCUAAUGUAUUCAAGGGUUACUAUAAGAAUCCAGAGCGCACAAAGGAGGCCUUUUCGGAGGACGGCUACUUCAAGACCGGAGACAUGUUCCAUAUCGACAAGCACGGCAACAUGUACUGCGUGGACCGUCUCAAGGAGUUGAUCAAGUACAAGGGUUUCCCCGUCCCACCAGCAGAGCUUGAGGGUCUCAUCCUUGGCCAUAGCGAUGUAACGGACGUGUGCGUUAUCGGCGUCGAAGACCACAGCCAGGCUACCGAAGUACCUCGGGCGUAUGUCGUCCUUAGGCCAGGCGUUCAAGCCAGCGAUAGCAAGGCGCAGGAGAUCGUUGACUACGUGGCCAAGCAAGUUGCACCUCACAAGAAGCUUCGCGGAGGUGUUCGGUUUGUUGCAGAGGUGCCCAAGUCGCCUAGCGGAAAGAUCCUCCGGAGACUGUUGAGGGACAAAGUGAGGCAGGAGGAGCGUGCCGCGGGAUCAAAGCUUUAA
Molecule: messenger RNA, 1668 nt
Organism: Sordaria macrospora k-hell
Lineage: Eukaryota; Fungi; Ascomycota; Sordariomycetes; Sordariales; Sordariaceae
Biological process (GO): secondary metabolic process
Molecular function (GO): CoA-ligase activity
Source: RefSeq, a predicted model, not a curated record